AUGUCUCGCCGCCGCGCCUCCCACAGCGAAUCAUUGGGUCUAUCCUCCACUAUGAACGAAGCACUUGCCUAUCCUUUCUCCGGGAUGCAGCAGAACAAUGCUCCACAGCGACGCGGCCCGAUCGAAGGGCCCAACGGACGGCGGUUGAUUCGUAGGGUCACCUGGCGAUCUUCCACGUACAAGCUGAUGGCUUGCCUGUGGGUGUUGGGUGUUUUCUAUAUCGUCUGGCUCAUUCGAGAUGUCUUCUUCUAUCCCUUCUACUCCUCUUCCAAUCAGCCUCUCACCCCCAAACCAGCAACUGAUUUGCUGGCUCCCUAUCUGGGACGUCAAGAGUGCGACAUCUCGUCUCUGUCCCUCUUCAGCCCUCCCCCAUCCGGUGAUAGCGAACGAGUGUCAAGCAAUCCGUACUGCCAAACCCGUGAUGCGCUGCUCAACGCCAUGAGCAAUGGCGGGCGUCAUGGUUUCGAUGCCGCGUAUACCUCACAAGGCAACCUUCGUAACACUCUGACUGACUGUUCUCGCUCAGGGUGCUCCUACCGUUGGUUCACUAGCGCUGAGGUGUGCAAUAUUCUACAAAAAUUCGAUGGAAUUGUCUACAUUGGCGAUGAUUCCCUGGCCGAUGUUUAUGCUGGGUUCAACAUCCUUCUACGGGAGGAUCUGGCGACCGGAUCGCUGAGAGAGUGGGAGAUAAACAAGGACAAUGACCACAAUUGCCGAUGUGAAUCUCAAUUUACCAGUGCUUCUUGUCUGCCAUUGCGGAUUACUUCAAGUGACGAGGUAUACGCACAGGACAGCAGCAAAGCCCCUCGCAGACCCUAUACCUGUUCCUCCCAUAUUCCCCAUGCAUUCCUCACCACAGUCGGUUCGCCCGCUCCAAAGAGUGCGUACGAAAAGUUCCGUCGAAUGGUCGGUCGAGGGGCUGGCCGGAACAAGCCAGUACCGGUGCUCUUGAGUCUUUCCCUUUCCACGUCUUAUUCCUUGCCCACGGCCAAAAGUAGCAUGGAAGAAUGGCUCACAUUGGCCCAAGCCAGUGGACGAAACACCCCCUUUCUCUGGGUAGGCCCCACAGCCCCUGGACUUCAAAAGGACUCGGGGGACAACAUCCACGCGUCCAGCUGGCAGUAUUCACAAGAUACUAUCCAAGAAGCCCGUAACCAUGGCUUUGAUACCCUGGCUAUGUACAACGCGACACUGCAGGCUGAUAGCUGGGAUGGAAAACACUAUGGUGAGAAGGUGGCUUUGAUACAGGCGAUGAUGAUUAUAAACUGGUUAUCUGCCCUCUAAAAUCGUGACCGGUCUUCUGCGACCACUCCGCACGGUACGGAUAUCAAAGUGGUGUCGUGCGAUCACAGGCCUUCUCGCAUUGGCUACGAUAUUGGAUGCUUCAAAAACAUAUGCAUCGACCUCAUAGGGCCUUAGCUGGCUCAUACAUUUUCAAACUUUCUGGGAUUAUCUCCGUGCUAUCUGUUCAGCGGACUUCAGAGAUCUAGUUCUUGGCUGCUUAUCUUGUUAUAUAGUAUCUUUUCUAUCUUUCGAACCUUGGCAUCUCAUACUAAGGCCCUCCUAAAGAUAUCUCGCUUCUGUUGGAUGGAACGUUCAUCCUUUUGCUCUAGUUUACAAUGAUUUGACCUUUUCU
Molecule: messenger RNA, 1636 nt
Organism: Aspergillus sclerotioniger CBS 115572
Lineage: Eukaryota; Fungi; Ascomycota; Eurotiomycetes; Eurotiales; Aspergillaceae
Exons: 5
Coding region: 1-1284 (427 amino acids)
Source: RefSeq, a predicted model, not a curated record